This is a messenger RNA of Arabidopsis thaliana (thale cress), 644 nucleotides long. RefSeq names its product ESSS subunit of NADH:ubiquinone oxidoreductase (complex I) protein. The record is from RefSeq and is marked reviewed. Bases 39 to 383 code for a protein of 114 amino acids. NCBI's taxonomy places the organism in Eukaryota, Viridiplantae, Streptophyta, Magnoliopsida, Brassicales, Brassicaceae. The transcript has a single exon.
AUCAAUAUAUCACUGAGAGUGAAAUCGGAAUCACAAAAAUGGCGUCGACGAAGCCAUUGAUUGUCGCAGCGAAGACGCUCCGAAACCGGAUCCACUUCCGAUCUGGAUCCACAUCUACUGGUCCAAGCCGGUGGGCGACACCGGGUCACGAAGAACGACCCAAAGGAUAUUUCAUGAACCGGACUCCGCCGCCUCCAGGACAGUCGCGCAAGUGGGAAGAUUGGGAGCUUCCAUGUUACAUCACAAGCUUCCUCACGAUUGUAAUCCUCGGAGUGGGUCUCAAUGCCAAACCUGAUCUUUCAAUCGAGACCUGGGCUCACCAGAAAGCUCUUGAGCGCCUCGAGAUGGAGAAGCUUGCAUCUGCCGGAGAUUCAUCUGGUUAAUCCCAAAACUUGGGAGAUAUGAUUCAAUGGUUGAUCUGGUAUGUAUGUGUUUUGUUUGUUUUUCCGGGGAUUUGAGGAGAUUUUCCCAUUUAUGAUGAUGAUCACGAAUACUAGUGACCUAGGGUUUCGUUUUGUUCCUCCUCUCCUCUUCGUUAGUGUCGAUAAAUAUGUUCAUGAAAUAAGCGAUCUUUAACUCUUGACGAUGGUUUUAUGUAACUCACCUUAAUUUUUGAUCAUGUUUCAAAGCUCUCUUGCCUCCAA